UGCCUGCCACGGCAGCUGCUCUUCUGAAGCCAGAAGGGAUGGAGACCCUGCGGAGAAGCCUUUCCCGCUGGAAGAGAUAUCACAUCAAAGUCCACCUGGCUGAGGACGACGUGCUGCUCCCCCUGACAGUGCGGCCCACCGACAACAUGAUGGACCUGCGGGCUCAUCUGGUGAGGGAGGGCGUCACCUCAUGGAAAAAAACCUUUUAUUACAAUGCCCGGCAGCUGGGGGAGCAUGAGACGGUGAAGGAGGCCAAAAUCCAGAACGGGUCUGUUCUCCUGCUUGUCAGCGACGAAAGAUGAUUUUCUGGUGAGCAGAGCCAAGGAAGGACAUGAGAGAUGAACGGAGGUGAUGAAGGUUGAGGGGAUGCAGAUGGGCAGGUUGGCAGCUGCAGCCUCACUCAGUGCCCAUCUAUUGGCAAGCUCUUUGCUGAGUACCAGCUUGGAAAGACAGAUGCAGGCAGUGAGUGCUUUUUCCGCCAUAUUUUGGAGCAGCUGGGAUCAGUGAGGAGCUGAAAGGGAAAUGGAGAUGGUGUCACUCUGAGUCCUGAUGGUAUGGAUUUGAAUGGGAGCUGUUCACAGGAGAAGACUCAGGGCUGUCCCGCCCUCGAUAACGGCAGCACAGCAUCAAUAGACUGCUUUCAGUGUUUCAAAGUUAAUCACCGUGGCAUGAUCCAUACAACAGCCCUGUAAGGUGAAGCUUUCCUUAGGAGCCUAAGGAACCGCCCGGUAUGGUGCCAUCCUUUAGAAGGAAGAUUUUAUCUCUCAUGUAGGGGAAAAAAAACAUUCCAACACCCCAAAUCUCUUAAGAAACAUUUGAAGGUCUUGGGCGAGGAGGAAGUUGGCUGCCGUGUGCGUGCCUCUGGUCCACAUUUCAUACCAGCUUUGUCAUGCAAAUGGGGUGUGGAUAGAUGUUUUACCUGGAAAAGAUUCUCCAAGAGUUCCGUUCCUGCUACUGCCAUUUGAAAAUAUCUUCCCCUUGCAGUCACACCUUAUGUCUCCAUUAUUUUUUUAAAAAAACCUCUGCCUUCUUGUUCAAAGAUAAAAACAAGUCUAGACAGGACGGUUUUGCCCAAGUGCUUGCUCAAAAAGAGGGAUUUCAGGCUAGAGGGGUGUAAUCAGAAGGGCGGGGUGGAGGGUUUCGGUCUUCUGCACUGAGAGCUGGUUUCGUUAACUUUUGUCAUAUUCUUUUUCUUUUUAAAGAACUGAAUCCAUGCGGCAAUAACAGACGUUGCUCUUAGACUCUAAUUUUACUUAGUCUUUCCCCUGUUCAAAUUCUUUUCUCUUGGUCUUAGGCUAAGGAGGAGUUUGAAUUUCUCAUCCCUGCCAUUUGGAUCUGAAAAUGUUCCCUUUCAGUUUUGCUUUGAGCCUGUAAUUCUACAUUUUUGUACUGCUCUCUUUUUCCUCGCAACCAUUUUUCCACCUGCCAAAUGUCUGCAUUUUUUAUUGUUACUUGUGUGUCAAUAAAUCAGGAUUACAACUCUUA
This is a messenger RNA of Eublepharis macularius, 1485 nucleotides long. It is a transcript of the gene TINCR, whose product is annotated as TINCR ubiquitin domain containing. The transcript has 4 exons. Gene Ontology annotation, molecular function: protein binding. NCBI's taxonomy places the organism in Eukaryota, Metazoa, Chordata, Lepidosauria, Squamata, Eublepharidae. The record is from RefSeq and is a predicted model, not a curated record. Bases 39 to 302 code for a protein of 87 amino acids.